Molecule: messenger RNA, 783 nt
Organism: Fusarium coffeatum
Lineage: Eukaryota; Fungi; Ascomycota; Sordariomycetes; Hypocreales; Nectriaceae
Exons: 2
Coding region: 1-783 (260 amino acids)
Source: RefSeq, a predicted model, not a curated record
AUGGGACGAACAAGCGACAACAUUCACUUCCCUCGCCAUGUCGAGCGUAUCCCGCGUCGAGCAAACGGCCCCAGCGGGUACAGCGAUUCAUUGGGGAGAGCAGUCUUGAUCGAGAUUAUCAACUACCUGGCCGAUGUUGUCGAUGCCAUCGACGAUAUCAAGCUAUCGAAACAACACAAAGAUCGAACGAAGCUCAAGAGCGACAAGAAGAAGAUGUGCGAUACUAUCGUGCGGGGUGCAAACACCUUCACUGCUCUGUUCAAUGCUGCCAAAUACCAAGCCAAGUUCAUAGACCUUGCCCCCAAGAACUUGCCACUUUACCGGGACGAGAUCAACAGUCAAUUACUGUACCCGCUGUCGAAAGUCAACUCUAUGAAGCCAAGCCUUACCCGAUCGUUCUCAUUCAGCAUAUACCAACAAAGACUCAUGGCCAUCUUGGUGAAUAUCGAGGCGGAGAUUUGCUGGUGGCUCAAGAUCCCCCGUCCAAACAUUGCCUACGAUAAGGGUUUGGCAAAUACCAGCAAGGCAUACCCUAAGAGCUCAUCCACACAUACGCAUGGCAAAGGGCCAACACACACCUCCAAGGCCACCUCACAUGCCUAUGGUAAGGGCUCAACCACACACACUCAUACCACCAGCAAGUCUCACGGCCAGCGUUCGACGCACGGCAGCAAGACUCAUGAUCAACGAUCAUCAAGACCCACUCAGUCAAAGAGUGGGCACCGACAGAAGAGAAGCUCUUCACCAGCAGAUAAAGCAGGUGGCGGCUGCGCUGUCAUGUAG